This is a messenger RNA of Drosophila bipectinata, 5177 nucleotides long. RefSeq lists its product as uncharacterized. Gene Ontology annotation, molecular function: protein binding. Gene Ontology annotation, cellular component: plasma membrane. Lineage: Eukaryota; Metazoa; Arthropoda; Insecta; Diptera; Drosophilidae. The record is from RefSeq and is a predicted model, not a curated record.
ACUGGCUGGCUGGAGCGCCAGACCACCAUGCAUAUAUCCAUUGUGUAGAGUGGAUCGAGAAAUACUCUCGUCCAGGCAAAAAAAAAAAUAAAAAUAAAAAAAAAUAGUGGAGAAAAAGCCGAAAAACAAGGACAAAAUGAAACCGUUACACGCUCAGCAAGCUCAACCAAAAAACCGAAAAAGAAUCCUCGUAACUUUCCAUAAUGUGCAACGCGCGUGAAAAUUCGUCCUUAGCGCGGCGUGAAAAAUAUGCGAGCACAACAGUAAUGACAUUGAAAUGGCGACAGAAAUACAAAAGCAGAAAAAGGCCAAAGAAACUGAAACAACGAAUACUUGCAACAAACACUGCCCCAGCAACACCAACAACUGCAACAACAAAAGCAACAUUAAACAGCAGACUGAGAGAAACGGGAAGCAAACAGAAGAAGCAACAACACACAAAAUGGCUGCCAAAUGAGCGACAACGAAACGUCGCAAAAAUGUUGCAAGUUCUGCAAAAGACACAUCCAACACAAUGUCACGCAAUUAAAGCAACAGGAAGAGCAGCAGCAUCCACAAUGACUUCCAGCUGGUUGCAACACCAGCAGCAACAGAAACAACAACUGCAACAGAUACAUCAGCGGCGACAUCCACUUCCGGCGCUAGCGUCGACCUCGACGUCAACCCUUACGCUGCUGCUCUGUUUGGGCCUCAGUUUGGGCCUGGCUGCCACAGCGGUGGCAGCAGCAGGCUCGGGGGCAGGUACCGGAUCCGGAGCCGGAUCCGGGGCAACAGCUGGCUCCUUCUCCUCCCCAUCGUCCGGACUGGGCAAACCUGCCAAUUUGCAAAUGGCUCCCAACUCCGCUCCUGCCGGCUGCUCCCUCGCCGAGUUCAGCUGCUCCAAUGGGCGGUGUGUACCGCUCAGCAAGUACUGCAAUAACGCCAACGACUGCGGCGACGGCAGCGAUGAGCCGCGAUUUUGCACACGUUGUAAUCGCACCUACUACGGGGACAUCGGACAGACCUACGCCUUGGAGUUGCAUCGUCCCAAGCAGGAUCGUGUGCCCUUUGUGUGUGUGCUCACGUUUACGGCGGCAGGAGGCCAGCACGGAGAUGUGGUGCAGGUCACGCUGGACAGCUUCACGAUUGGCAGGUUUACCUCGUACGUGCACGAGGGCUGUCCGGACGGAUACAUGCAGAUUGCGGAAUCGGCCAGGACACCCAUCGGCGGCAUGUGGUGCGGCACAUCCUGGGGCCCGGUGCUCUUCUACAGCGAAACCCGCUCCCUCAUCUUUACCAUCCGGCUGAACAGACUGGCCAGGGACCAGAGCGGCUACAACUUUGACUUUCGCAUCAGAUACAAGGUCCUGUCCAGGGACAGUUCGGUGACCCGAUACGGUGGCAUUAAGCUGGCAGAGCUCGCCCAGUGGCAUAAUCGCAGCAGCUUUCUCAGCCAGCAGCAGCAACAGCAGCAGGCCGGGGGCAGCCUGGAGGACUUCACCAACUCGAGUGGCGCUCGCUCGGAUCGGUACGGACAGGACUUUAGCCUGUUCAGUGCGUAUGCCAACAACAAGACCUUCAUGGACUCGCUGGAGAAGUCGCUGGCGAAGGACGAGCAGAACUACACUGAGCCAAAAUACUACCUGGGUGACCUUAUUCCGGGGACCUACUGCUCCAGGAUCUUCAGCGACUGCGACAAGAAGGCCUGUCGCCUGCAGUCGCCCAACUUCCCGGGCAUCUACCCCCGCAACCUCACCUGCUACUACGCAGUGCGACAGCACGACGUGCCCCACGGAAAGCACGCCCUGAUUCUAGUCAAGCAGCCCAAGGGCAAUCUGGUCUGGAUCUCCACCCAGGAAACGGCCACGGCUAACAAAAUGGCCCCGCCGCCCAGUGCCAGCGACAAGGAUAAGAAAUUCGAACCGAGGCUAAAAACAUGGAAUGACUGCGAUUACAUUCAGGAAAAUGUAAAGCCCAAAUGGAAAUCCACGGACUACGUGACCGUGUACGACGGCUACACCACACGUGACCCCAUCAUAUUGAAGUUCUGCGGCGGCGGUCAGGCCGUGCCGGCGGCGGUUUCAAGUGGCCCGGAGCUUCUGGUCGAGUUCAGCACGUCCCCGUUUGGCACCUUUACCGGCACCUCCUCCCAGGUGCUGCCCCUCUACGGAUUCCAGCUGGAGGUGGAGGUUCAAUUCGUCGACAUUCAGAGUCCCACUUACUCGAAAAACAAGAAACCGUGCGAGUUUUGGAUUCGUGGAGCAGGUCGUGGCAUUCUGGAGAACCCCAAGCACUCGCUGGCUCCCAACUCCACCUGCUUGUACCAUCUGCAGGGUCUUGGGGUCUUUAAGACCUUUGACCACUUGAGUCUAUCCCGCCGGACGAGCAGUCAGUCGGGAAUGCAUCAACCCCUGUCCCGGUUCAAGGUCUGGAUAUCCGUUUUAAAGUUCAAUCUGGAUCCCGAAUUCGGGAAUAUCGAUGAGACCUCGGUAGGGGCUAUUGGAGUGCUGCAGACCCAGGAGGAUUGCAGCGGUAUGCUACGCAUUUGGGAUGGAACACUCAGGGAUGCUCCUGUUUGCAAGGAUUUGAAUUGUGCCACUGAAACUACAAGCUACAGCAGCUUAGGACACUAUGCCACCCAAAAUACCACCAAUGUCAUCGCCCGCUUCUGUCGGGGCACCAUUCCCAGGACCUGUGAUAGAUCCAACAUUAAUGAGACCUACGCCCGACCCUGCACCAUUUCCGAGAGCUAUGUCUCCAGCAGUGAUGCCAUCACCUUGGAGCUACGCAACACGGAAUCCACAGCCCUUAGACCCCUGGAUUUUAAGCUGAAAUACGAGUUCAUUGACCUCCAUCAGGAUGGUCUACCCUGGGGUGGCGGCGAACACGAUUGCAAUCGGAAAUUCCUCAGCAACAUGAUGGAUCGCAAGGAUCCUGCCAUUUUCCGGAGUGUACGGAAUAUAUUUUUAUUCGGAAGAGGUGGCACCAGGAACCUUAAAUGUAUCUACAAGUUUGAGGCCCAGAGGGGCGAAAGGGUCAGGAUCAAGUUACGAAAAGUAACAACCACCAAUCGACCUUGUUACUCCAAAGUAGACGAGGACAUCAACAGGUCCUUCUGCUACGGAGAUACCAAUGUUAGAAUAGAGAUCUUUGAAAGACCCUAUCAUGACUCCAUACUGCUGCAUCGUGGUUGCAUGUGCAACUCCUCCAACCAAUCCCACCUGCCCGUGGAGUAUACUUCCACAAGUCGCGACGUGGAGGUCCAUUUCAUAGCCCAGAACAUGACCACCUUGGACGACCCCGAUACGGUCAACUUUGAGGGAAUGUUUGAGUUUGUAAAGGCUCCGACCAGCUGCAAAGAUGGACGCAGGAAGUUCGGACCCAGUGGCACCAUAGACAUGACCUUUGGAGAUAUCGAAUGCCGAUCGAGACCUUGGCUAAUUGAACCCUCCAAUGGCAAUAAGUUCUUGUAUGUCCGUCUCAAGGCCAUCUUCCUGAGCAAACACAAUCCCCUGAAGACCCUAAACACCACCUAUGUCCAUACCGACACCUGGAGAUGUGAGACCAAGUCGAGAGCAGUCCUAACCACGUCGGAAGGUUUAACCAUUGUGGCCUGCCCACUGAGUCCCGAUUCGAGUGCUUAUGAGUUCGUGGAGAUCUUUAGCUCGGGCUGGAACGAAAGACCCAACUUUGCCCUCAUCAACCGAUCUCGUGCCAUCAGCGUGGAGUUCCUGCGACCCGGCAAUGGGGAGUACUCCUUCAACUGGAUGGAGCUUGUCCCCAGACCCACUCUCAGCAUGGCGGAGGACUGUCAGUUCAAGUGCGCCGAACUGGGCGCCUGUGUGAACGCCAGUGUCUGGUGCGAUGGCGUCGUCCACUGUCCGUCCGGCGAUGAUGAAGCCUUCCUCCAGUGCUCCGCUUUGAUGAAGCUACCAGCCGAAAUCCUGGCCACCCUUUGCCUAAUCUUUGUACUCUCGUGUUGUGCAUUUGCUGCCUUUGCUUACAAAAAAAUCAAACGCAAGCUGCGUGGCUCCUCGGUGCUGCAGACGCGACUGAAGUCACUCAGCUCCAUGGACACGGCGGUGUUGGAUGAAAAGGAGGUGAUUUGCUGACAAAGCGACAAUUCUGUGCGUUACGUGGAGAUCGAUCGUGUAACCACGGUCUGAUGCUCGACGACCAGUAACGUGCAGAAUUGUGCCCCGGAACAGACACCGCCACAACAAGAAUACCAAGAAACAGAAACAGAAAUCACAACCACAACUAACGCGACUGCGAAACGCAACAAUGAAACGAUCAAGAAACCAAACCCGAACCCAAACAAACAAAAAGGCAACACUUUUUCGAAAUCAAAACCAAUACCAAAAUCAAAAUCGUUCACCUGUUUUUUAAACUGCAUUUAUAAGAAAGUUAAUAAUGAUGAUGAUGAUGAUGAUGAGAAGGAGAGAUCCUUUGCUAGAGUUUGCAGGAUUUCAUUGAUUCUAUUUCGUAUUGACCUCUAUUUUAUAGAUCACAAGACUCGAAUGACUCGGAUGUUCUUUUUUAGUGUCGCGCAAUUUUAUAAGCAAUUUUCUAGGCCUAGGGUUUUUCGUAUGUAUUUUCGAUAUGAUUUCCCAACUUGACCCAAGAACAAUCACACACACACUGUACAUACGAACGAUUGCGUAACACAAAAGGACAGCAACGAGAACGAGAACAAGGACCAGGACCAGAAACAGAAACAGGACUAAUUCUGACUAGUUAAAACUUCCAUUAGAUUCGUUUCUUUGGUUCUUACAGAGUACUCAUAGACCUAUGUAGAUACAACUGUUUCCUAAUAGCCUUUAAGUGUAUCGUACUAUGCUAAUCAAACUGACUAAAAGCGGAAAGGAUCAGAAUGGAUCAGAGGAUCAUAGCAUCAUAGGAUCAUAGGAUGAUAGAAGGGGUUAGAUUUUUUCGGGGAAUGUUUCAGAAACUCCCACAGCAUUUAUUAUGCGGCGCACAAAACCAAGAAUAAGUCGAGGAAUAAAACCAAUUAAUAAAAAUGAUGAGAAGCUGGAGAUUGAACCGACAAUGGCAGGCGUAGAUCGUAAGUGAAGUAUGUUUUACAUUUUAAGAUUGAUGGAUGCAUCGUAAACGUAAAUUAGUCGCCAGAUAGAGGAAAGGGGGUAAUAAGAGCGGUUAGUCGGAUAUGUCAAUAUAUAUAUAUAUAUACAUAUAUA